Coccidioides posadasii C735 delta SOWgp is the source of this 1101-nucleotide messenger RNA. RefSeq lists its product as uncharacterized. Gene Ontology annotation, molecular function: protein binding. Lineage: Eukaryota; Fungi; Ascomycota; Eurotiomycetes; Onygenales; Onygenaceae. The record is from RefSeq and is a predicted model, not a curated record.
AUGAACGGACUAACCUUCGACUACUACAGGGUCGAGCUCUCUGUUCCCAUCCGCCUGCGAAGGGCCAUUCUUCUGAACGAUGCCUUUCUCGUGAAGCGGAUUGUGAGAAAUAAUCCUGAGUAUCUAGAGAACCCGGACUACGAUGAUAAGAGCAACACGUCCUUGCACCUUGCUGCCAUCCUGGGCCAUCUUGAUAUCAUCAAAUUCCUUGUCGACUUCGGGCAUGACUUGUGCAACCCAGACUCCUCUCAACUCGGCUUCAACUCAACUCCCGGAAUAAGUCUCAACACCGACUCCUCCACCCCUCUCCAUCUGGCUGCUGCCAACGCCCACGCCGACUGUGUCGACUUUCUCUGCAGCACUUUCCCCCAGACCAUAGAUCGCCAGGAUAAAAAUGGAGCUACGCCCUUGAUGCUGGCAGCUCGGGCCUCCAAUCCGAGCAACACACCGCAGAGUACGACCGUCGUGCCUCCAAAGCAGAGACCACGUGCUACGUCGAAUCCUACAUCUGCGGAAGACACGAAGACCGUGGCUAUAUUGCUGGAGUAUGGCGCUGAUGUCACUCUGGCAGAUAACGCCGGGAAUACUGCAUUGCAUUACGCGAGUGCCUGGGGGAAUUUGAAAGCGUUUAGGUUGCUUGUGCAGUGCAAUGCACCGCCGCUGGUGAAAAAUAACGCAGGAAGUGUACCGGCAGAUUACGCGCUGACUGGUCAGGCGGCUAUAUACUGUAGGGGCCUCAUUGCGGAGUUUGGGAGGCACAGGCUGGAGGAAGAGGAGCAAGAAGGGGAGGAAGAUCGAGAACGCCAACAUGCACAGCAACAGCAGCAGACGUCGACGAAGUUGAGUUUGAAGGUCAAAGCCAGUGAGCUAGGCCAGUUUACGAAUGAAGCGAGAAUAUCGCCAGUUUCUCCAAACGAGACGAGGUUGAUGGAGGCUUGGAAACGGGCCUCAAGCAGCCCAAGGAGACAGCCCAUGAGCGCCGGAGGGGUGCGCUUAGUUAAUGACGAUACCGAUCGAGACGACGAUAUCCCUUCAACUGUCUUCAAAGUGAACCUGCCAAUGGUGGACGCGGCGACGAAUGGGGAUUACGAGAGCGAUUGA